AUGAAUAACUUUGUUCAGAUGAACGAAGCACCGAGUGUUCCCAGCUUCAUCCACUUCAGUGAGUUGACCACCACUUCGGUCAACGUGUCCUGGGGAGAGCCCAAGCAGGCCAACGGCAUCAUCGAAGGCUACCGACUGGUUUAUGAGCCCUGCACUCCAGUGGAUGGUGUCAGUAAGAUUGUGACAGUAGAUGUGAAGGGCAGCGCUCCCUUGUGGAUGAAGAUCAAAGACCUUGCCGAUGGCGUCACGUAUAACUAUCGCAUCCGGGCCAAAACACUCACUUAUGGUCCGGAGGUGGAGGCCAACAUCACGACUGGACCUGGAGAAGGAGCGCCAGGCCCUCCAGGAGAACCCUUUAUUUCUCGGUAUGGCACCGCCCUCACCUUGCAUUGGACCAGUGGGGAUCAGGGCCGUGCACCAAUCACACGUUAUGUCAUUGAGGCCAGACCCUCCGAUGAAGGAUUGUGGGAUAUCCUUAUCAAAGACAUCCCUAAGGAAGUGACAUCCUACACUCUUAACCUGGAUAUGCUGCGAGAAGGGGUCACCUAUGACUUUCGAGUAAUUGCAGUCAACGACUAUGGCUACGGAUCACCCAGUGCCCCCUCCCCCUCUAUAUCAGCCCAGAAAGUGUCUCCGUUCUAUGAGGAGUGGUGGUUCUUGGUGGUUAUCGCCCUGGUGGGCCUCAUCUUCAUCCUCCUCCUUGUUUUCAUCCUCGUCAUCCGAGGCCAGAGUAAAAAAUACACGAAAAAAACUGAUUCAGUGUCGUCCUCAUACCCCUGUCCAGGCAACCACUCCAACUGCACCGCUCUGCCUCUGACCCACGGAGAGAUGGUGCGUCUGGACGAGGGGCGCUUCCCCACCCUGGAGCUCAACAACAGACGCCUCUCUGUGAAGAACUCCUUUUGCCGCAAGAACGGCAUCUACACACGGUCUCCACCAAGACCCAGCCCUGGAAGCCUGCACUACUCAGAUGAGGAUGUCAGCACUAAGUACAAUGACCUGAUCCCUGCAGAGAGCAGCAGUCUGACCGAGAAGCCCUCUGAGAUAUCUGACUCUCAGGGCAGUGACAGCGAAUAUGAGAUGGAUCAAAGCCGGCAGAAGACCCACUCUUUUGUCAACCACUACAUCAGCGACCCCACCUACUACAACUCAUGGCGACGACAGCCGAAGGGCGUCUCUCGUCCGCCAGCAUACGGCUACUCCCAGCCCGAGCCCCUCGUCGAGCAGGAGUCACGACAGCAUCCACCCCCCGUGCCCCCGCUGCCACCACUCCUCCCCCCAAGCGCCCCCUCCCCACAGCCCCAGUGCCAGGGCCAGGGCACUCUGUUCAGGUCUAAGGGUAGCCGGACUCCCACCCCCUCCCUGCUGUCCUCCGACCCCCCCAGCCAGCACAGCACCCUCUACCGGCCCCCCAGCAGCCUGGGCUGUGCCGCUCAGGCACCUACCGCGGGCUUCUCCUCUUUUGUUUGACACACAGCUCUCACUCCAAUAACAACAAGACCUUGAGGACGAGUCUUUGAUUUUGUUGUUGUUGGUUUGUUUGUAUUUUGCUCUUUUUCUCUCUUUUUUCUGUCUAUUUGGCAGAGUUGUUGCUCAAUAUUACGCAUUGCAGGCAUCUUGAAUAGCGUUUUCUCCUCUGUGAAGAGUGUGUGUAUGAUUGUGUGUAGCGCGUGUGAUUGGUAAGUCCAUGUGAUUAUGUAUUUUAUGAAAGACAAUCAUUUGAACAUUUUUAUGCGUUGCUUAAGUACAUUCAUGUGAAGGGUCAACCAUGUAAACAAGGGAGAACAGAACCUGAGGUUCUGAAAAAAGUAAAAACCUUGUUUUAAAAACACUGUAUUAAUGUUUAAUAUGAGAGCUUUAUAGAAAAAGAACCACCUUAGCAUCAUAUAGAAUAUGGACCACUUUGUUUGCUUAGACUGGUCAGUGGAAACACGAACUCUGAUGGAGUAUUAUCAUGUUUGGACAAAGACUGAGCUGAUAGUGAGAAAUGGACUCUGACUUUGGAGAGAGGCACUAGCGGUCACUGUGGCCCUCUGACCCUCACUCUGCCUGACCAUUGUUGGAACUGCAUUAUGUGUUUAUUAUGUGUACAUGUCUUAUAUUGUUUACCAGAUAUUUAUAUCAUAUAGCUUCAAGCUAAACAUUUUCCGAACACCACUAGUGACAAUGUUAUGAAUCACAUUAAAGCAUCAUGGCACCUUUAUAGUAGUCUGGGGAAUGUGUUGAUUGUGUGCCAGUACUCUUGUCAUUAGAUAUACAAGCUAAGACAACAUUCAUAAUGUGCAUCAGUUUGUUUUUAAGUUAUCAAAGAAUAUGACUGAGGACCAAAAGCACAAAUCUUGUUGGUUCAAAAGAUUUUAUCACCAUGAAACAUUUAGUUAUAGAAGUGCAAGAAUAACCAUCAGAUUACUGACACAUAUAGAACUGUGACCAAACUGAAAACACUGAUUUUGUUUUAACGUGUUUUCUUGACAAAAUGACAAAAAACAAGACAACAUGAAACUUACAGACAGUAAACAUUAAAAGUAAAAAAGCUGAUAUGAUGUAUUUGUUAAUAAGGCGGGAGAAGAGGGCAGCUUUAGGAUAUCUUGGUUUAUUUAAGAAACUUUAUUUAAUAAUUGACAGCAAAAGUACACAACUAUUGUACAUGAAAUGUAUCACAAAGGAUCCUGAUGUGAAAUAAUGUGUCCUCAACAUGUUACAGUGUAACAUGCCAUUACUAUGACGACAGAAAAUGUGUUUUAUGCUGACUGUAUACAUAUGUUAUGAUGGGAUGUUUUCUACAACUCUUUUGAAUAUGCUGGUUUACAAAAGUUGAAUGGGACAUUGCUGUGCCGGAGGAGGACCCUUGGUGUAUAAAGUUUGAAAAUCGCUCCAAAACACCAUCUGUCAAAUAUCCAAUGUUAACAUCACUGUAUGCAUCAUGAAGGAACAUUAUGGACCUAUUCAUGAUAGUUCUAAAUAAAUUAUUCUAUUUUGUAACGGCUUUUUCUUUAUGGCUCAUCUGAAUAUUUGAUAAUAUAAUGCCAUGUUAUGGAGAAUAAUAUGUACUGGUAA
Notothenia coriiceps (black rockcod) is the source of this 3057-nucleotide messenger RNA. RefSeq names its product protein sidekick-2-like. Gene Ontology annotation, molecular function: protein binding. The transcript is spliced from 9 exons. Lineage: Eukaryota; Metazoa; Chordata; Actinopteri; Perciformes; Nototheniidae. The record is from RefSeq and is a predicted model, not a curated record. Bases 1 to 1470 code for a protein of 489 amino acids.